AUGUUCAAGGGGCUGAGCAAAAACUCCCAGGGGAAAGGGUCCCCGAAGGGCUCCCCGGCUAAGGGCUCCCCGAAAGGAUCCCCCAACAAGCACAGCCGUGUUGCCACCCAGGAGCUGGCCCUGCUCAUCUCCCGCAUGCAAGCCAACGCCGACCAGGUGGAGCGUGACAUCCUGGAGACGCAGAAGAAGCUGGAGCAGGACCGGCAGCGCAGCGAGCAGGGCCUGGCACUGCAGCAUCGGCAUGAGGCGGGCCGCAACCUGAAGGAGGCCGAGGUGCUGCUCAAGGACCUGUUCCUGGACGUGGACAAGGCCCAGCGCCUCAAGCACCCGCAGGCCGAGGAGAUCGAGAAGGACAUCAAGCAGCUGCACGAGCGCGUGACCCAGGAGUGUGCUGAGUACCGUGCCGUGUACGAGAAGAUCGUGGUGCCGCCGGACAUGGCGCCCAGGGUGGACUGGGAGCGGGUUCUGGAGCAGAAGCAGAAGCAGGUAUGCGAAGGCCAGUAUGGGCCGGGCAUGGCUGAGCUGGAGCAGCAAGUGGCGGAGCACAACAUCCUGCAGAAGGAGAUCGAGGCUUACGGGCAGCAGCUUCGGACUCUUGUGGGGCCGGACGCAAACACCAUCCGGAACCAGUACCGAGACCUGCUGAAGGCAGCUUCGUGGCGCGGGCAGAGCCUGGGCAGCCUGUACACGCACCUGCAAGGCUGCACACGGCAGCUGAACACACUGGCCCACCAGCAACAGCGUAUACUGCAGCAGGACUGGAGUGACCUCAUGGGGGACCCGGUGGGCGUGCGGCGAGAGUACGAGCACUUUAAGCAACACGAGCUACUGAACCAAGAGCAGUGCGUGAACCAGCUGCAGGAUGACGGAGAGCGCAUGGUGGAGCUCGGCCACCCUGCCGUGGGGCCCAUUCAGGCCCAUCAGGAGGCUCUCAAGCUGGAGUGGCAGAACUUUUUGAACCUAUGCAUCUGCCAGGAGAGCCAGCUGCAGCACGUGGAAGAUUACCGCAGGUUCCAGGAAGAGGCGGACUCCAUCAGCCAGACCCUGGCCAAGAUCAACUCCAACUUGAACACUCAGUACAGCAGUGCCCCGGGGGGUCCACCGGGUCCCCCCACAGAGCUGCUGCGACAACUGGAGGCAGAGGAGAAGCAACUGGCCAUAGCAGAGAGGACCAUUGGGGACCUGCAGCAGCGCAGCCGGGAGGUGGCCCCUCUCCCACAGCGCAGGAACCCACCCCAGAAGGCCCUGCACGUGGACAGCAUCUGCGACUGGGACUCUGGAGAGGUACAGCUACUUCGGGGUGAGCGCUACUUGCUGAUGGACAACAAUGACCCCCACACUUGGGUGGUGCAGCACCCUGGUGGGGAGACCAAGAGAGCCCCAGCUGCCUGCUUCAGCAUCCCAGCUCCGGACCCCGAAGCCCUGGCUAGGGCCUCCAAGCUGAGUUCCGAGUUGCAGACCCUGAAGCAGAAACUGAAUGCGGUCCAAAGCCGCCUGAAGGCCAGCAUGGAGGACCCGCUCCGGCCUGGCCAGCAGAGUAAUUGGGGCUCCGCUCCGGCUGACCCCCAGGCGCAGAAGCUCCUCACGCAGAUGACCAAGUUGGACAGAGAACUGGCACAGAUGGAGCAGCAGCUGCUGGCAUGGGUCCGGGGCCCAGUCAACCGAAGUGCCCCCCUGGAGGACCUGGAGGGCAGAAUCCAAAGGCACAAGGACCUGGCCCAGGACCUUCGGAGACUGGGCGCAGAGAAGGAGGCAGCUCAGCAGAAGUGCCAGGACUUCCUGUCGGAGAGGCCGGUGGGCACCGCGGCCCUGCACCUGCCCGUGGUCCUCAACAGCGUCAAGAACAAGUAUAGCGACACGCUGGCUCUCUGUGACCUCUACGGGGACAAAGCCCAGGCCAGCCUGGAGCUGGAACAGCAGAUCCUGGAAGCCAACAGGGUCAUUUCAGGCUUCGAGUCCACCCUGGUCCAGGAGGCGCCGCUCCCCGCCAACCCCGGAGCGCUGCAGGACAGGGUUGGGGACCUGCAGCGCCUGCGGAGGGAGCUGCUGGAGCAGCAAGCCUGCGUGCUGGGGCUGCACCGCAAGCUGAAGGCAGCUGAGCACGCAUGCAGCGCACUGCAGAGCAACUGCCAUGAGUUCUGCCACGACCUGCCCAGCCAGCAGCGCCGGGUGCGCGCCCUCACCGACCGCUACCACACCGUGGGGGACCAGCUGGAGUUCCGGGAGAAGAUGGUGCAGGAUAUGGGCGUCACCUACCAGCAGUUCAAGACCUGCAGGGACAACCUGAGCUCCUGGCUGGAGCAGCUGCCCCAUGGCCAGGUGCGGCCGAGUGACGGGCCUAGCCAGAUGGCCUACAAGCUGCAGGCUCAGAAGAGGCUGCUGCAGGACAUCCAGGACCACGAGCAGGACCGGGUCAUGGCCUCCCGCCUCUCCCAGGAGCUGCAGGCAAUCGUACAGGACUAUGAGCUGCAGGCAGACUCCUACCGCUGCUCCCUGAAGCGCCCCCAGGAGGACACAGCCCCCCGAAGACCCCGCAUGUCCCCCCUGCAGGAAAGCAUUGAGCAACAGGAGAAUGAGCUGAUCAAGGCCUACACAGAGGCUGUGGCCGCCCACCAACAGCAGCUGCACCAGCUGGAAUUUGCCAGAAAGAUGUUGGAGAAGAAGGAAUUCAGCGAGGAUUUGCAGCUGCCCCUAGGAGCACAGCAGGGCUCCAACGGGCGCCCUGCCCCUGAGGGGAAGAAGCCUAAGGCCCUCCAGGCUCAGCUGGAGGAGGAGAGGCAGCGAGUGGCCCGGGUGAGGCAGGAGCUGGAGGAGCGACAGGGCCAGUUGCUGCGGCUGCGGGCCCAGAGGCCCCGGGAGCGGCUGGAGGAGAAGGAGGUGGUGGAGUACUACCGGGACCCGCAGCUUGAGGCCAGCCUGGCCCGGAUCCAGUCCCAGGUGGCCGAUGAGGGCACACGGCGGGCCCUCCUGCAGGCAGAGCUGGAGAUGGCAGCGCAGAAGGUGGUGCAGCUGGAGAACCAGAGGAAGGCCGUGCAGCCUCACCUGCUCACUAAGGAAGUCACCCAAGUGGAGCGUGACCCGGGGCUGGCCAGCCAGGCGGCCCAGCUGGGCAGCGAGCUCCAACAGCUGCGGGCACAAGAGGAGGCCGUGUCUUCGCGCCUGGAGGCCCUCAAGAAGGAGCUGCAGGCCUGGGAGCAGAAAGAGGUGACGGUGAAGGAGAAGAUGGUGGUCAAGGAGGUGGUGAAGGUGGAGAAGAAUCUGGAGAUGGUGCAGGCGGCUCAGGCCCUGCGCCUACGGCUGGAGGAGGACCGGGCACGCCGGCAGGCUGCGGAGGAGGCCGGGGCAGCUGCCCGGGCGCGCGUGGAGGAGCUGGAACGUGCCAUUCGAGCCGUGGAGCCCAAAGUCAUCGUCAAGGAAGUGAAGCAGGUGGAGCAGGCCCCGGGACUGUCAGAGGAGGCGGCCCGGCUGCGGGGCCUGCUGGAUGCAGCCCGGCAGGAGAACGCGGCUCUGGCAGCGGAACUGCGGGAGCUGCGACGCCAACACAGCGAGGCCGAGAAGCAGAAGCCCCGCGUGGAGCUGCAGGAGCGGGUGCAUGAGAUCUUCCGGGUGGACCCCGACACCGAGCAGGAGAUGGGGCGGCUCCGGGGCCAGCUGAAGGAGGCUGGCGAGCGGCGGGGUGCAGCCGAGCGGGAGCUGGAGGCGCUGCUGGCCGAGCUGGCCGUGCUUCGGGCCCAGAAGCCGCCGGUGGAAUACAAGGAGGUGACACAGGAGGUGGUGAAACACGAGAGGAACCCCGAGGUGCUGCGGGAGAUUGACCGGCUGAAGGCGCAGCUCAACGAGCUGGUGAACCGCAGCGGGCGAGCCCAGGAGCAGCGGAUCCGGCUGCAGGGCGAGCGGGACACGUGGCGGCGGGAACGGGCCAAGGUGGAGACCAAGACGGUGAACAAGGAGGUGGUGAGGCAGCAAAAGGACCCGGUGCUGGAGCAAGAGGCCGAGAGGCUCCGCCAGGAGGUGCGGGAAGCCGCACAGAAGCGACGGGCUGCUGAGGAUGUGGUGUACGAACUGCAAAACAAAUUCCUGCUGCUGGAGCGGCGGCGGCCGGAGGAGAAGGUGGUGGUACAGGAGGUGGUGGUGAUGCAGAAGGACCCGAAGCUGCGCCAGGAGCACGACCAGCUGAGCCAGAGCCUGGACGAGGAGAUGGCCCGCAGGAGGCAGCUGGAGCGGGAGGUGCAGCAGCUGCGGGCGGGCGUGCAGGAGCAGGAAGGCCUGCUCACCUUCCAGGAGGACCGCAGCAAGAAGCUGGCCUUGGAGAAGGAGCGGCGCCAGCUGGGCCUGCGGAUCCGGGAGCUGGAGGAGCGGCCGCCCGCGAUGCAGGAGAAGAUCAUCAUGGAGGAGGUGGUGAAGUUGGAGAAGGACCCAGACGUGGAGAAGGCCGCGGCUGCCCUGCGGCUCGACCUGGAGCGGGAGAAGGCUCGGGUGACGGAUCUGCAUCGGGAGUGUCAAAGCCUGCAAGUGCAGCUUGACGUGCUGCAGAAAACUAAGUCUCAGGAGAAGACGGUGUACAAGGAAGUGAUCCGCGUGGAGAAGGACCAAGUGCUGGAGGGGGAGCGAGCGCGUGCCUGGGACCUGCUCAGCCGUGAGCGUGCGGCCCGCCAGGGCCGGGAGGACGAGGUGAGGCUUCUGCGGGAGCGGCUGGAGCGGGCCGAGGCGCUGGGCAGGACCUGGGCCCGUGAGGAGGCCGAGCUCCAGAAGGCCCGGGCCCAGGCCGGCCAGGAGCAGCAGCAGCUGCGGCAGCAGCUGCGAGAGCUGGAGCAACGGAAGCAGCAGAAGAUGCUUAGCCUGCAGGAGGAGUCGGAGCUGCUGAGCCGCCAGAGCGAGAGCCAGCGGCACCAGGAGGCCCAGCGUGGCCAGGAACUGGCCCAGCUGGAGGCGGCUAUCCUGCGCGAGAAGGACCAGAUCUACGAGAAGGAGCGCACCCUACGGGACCUACAGGCCAGAGUGUGCCGGGAGGAGCUCAACCAGGAGACCCAGACGCGGGAGACCAACCUGUCCACCAAAAUCUGCAUCCUGGAACCCUACACGGGCAAGGACAUGUCUCCGUACGAAGCCUACCAGCGGGGCAUCAUCGACCGCGGCCAGUACCUGCAGCUGCAGGAACUGGAGUGUGACUGGGAGGAGGUGACCACCUCAGGUCCCUGUGGUGAGGAGUCGGUGCUCCUGGACCGCAAGAGCGGCAAACAGUACUCCAUCGAGGCCGCGCUGCGCUGCCGUCGCAUCUCCAAGGAGGAAUAUCACCUCUUCCGGGACGGCCGCCUGCCCAUCUCCGAGUUCGCCCUGCUGGUGGCCGGCGAGACCAAGCCCUGCUCCACGCUGUCCAUCGGCUCCAUCAUCUCCAAGUCUCCGCUGGCCUCACCCGGCCCUCAGGCCACCUUCGGGGGCUUCUGCUCGGGCUUCUCGCUGGGCCCCCUGGGUGAAGACAGUUUCCCCAUUGCUGGCAUCUACGACACCACCACGGACAACAAAUGCACCGUCAAGACGGCCGUGGCCAAGAAUAUGCUGGACCCGCUGACCGGGCAGAAGCUGCUGGAAGCCCAGGCGGCUACAGGGGGCAUCGUGGACCUGCUGAGCCGUGAACGGUACUCGGUCCAUAAGGCCCUCGAGCGUGGGCUCAUCGAGCACACGGCCACGCAGCGGCUGCUGAACGCGCAGAAGGCCUUCACGGGCAUCGAGGACCCGCUGAGCAAGAAGCGGCUGUCGGUGGGCGAGGCAGUGCAGAAGGGCUGGAUGCCCCAGGACGGUGUGUUCCCGCACCUGCUGGUCCAGCACCUCACCGGUGGCCUCAUCGACCCGCGCAGGACCGGCCGCAUUCCCGUGCAUCAGGCCCUGCAGUCGGGGAUGAUCAGCGAGGAGCUGGCUCGCCUCCUGCAGGACGAGGCCGCCUAUGAGAAGGAUCUGACCGACCCGCUCUCCAAGGAGCCGCUGAGCUACAAGGAGGCCAUGGAGCGCUGCCGCAGAGACCCGCUCAGCGGCCUGCUCCUGCUCCCCGCGGCGCUGGAGGGCUACCACUGCUUCCGAGCCGCCUCGCCCGCAGGCCGCUGCCUGCGCUGAGCA
This is a messenger RNA of Suncus etruscus (white-toothed pygmy shrew), 6111 nucleotides long. It is a transcript of the gene EVPL, whose product is annotated as envoplakin. Gene Ontology annotation, biological process: intermediate filament cytoskeleton organization; wound healing. The record is from RefSeq and is a predicted model, not a curated record. NCBI's taxonomy places the organism in Eukaryota, Metazoa, Chordata, Mammalia, Eulipotyphla, Soricidae. Gene Ontology annotation, cellular component: membrane; cytoskeleton; intermediate filament. The coding region runs from base 1 to 6108 and encodes 2035 amino acids. Gene Ontology annotation, molecular function: structural molecule activity; cadherin binding. The transcript is spliced from 22 exons.